Macrosteles quadrilineatus (aster leafhopper) is the source of this 1037-nucleotide messenger RNA. RefSeq names its product serine/threonine-protein phosphatase alpha-2 isoform-like. The record is from RefSeq and is a predicted model, not a curated record. NCBI's taxonomy places the organism in Eukaryota, Metazoa, Arthropoda, Insecta, Hemiptera, Cicadellidae. The coding region runs from base 19 to 981 and encodes 320 amino acids. Gene Ontology annotation, cellular component: cytoplasm; nucleus. The transcript has a single exon. Gene Ontology annotation, molecular function: protein serine/threonine phosphatase activity.
CUUGAUAAAUCUGUUGUUAUGGACAACAAAGUGGACAUAAAUUCAAUUGUGGAACGGAUGUUAGGAGCCCGUCAGUUGCGAUCUGGUAGAACCGUAAUAAUAGCGGACUAUGAGGUUCGUCAUAUCAUUGCUAAAUCACGGAAAAUUUUCAUAUCCCAACCAAUGCUGCUGGAACUUGACGCGCCUUUAAAGGUAUGUGGCGAUAUCCACGGUCAGUAUGACGACCUUCUUCGUAUCUUCGCUGUCGGAGGAUUUCCUCCCAGUGUCAACUACCUUUUCCUUGGCGACUACGUGGACAGAGGGCAACAAUCCAUUGAGACAAUCUGCCUCCUCAUGUGCUACAAGAUCAAAUAUCCAGAAAACUUCUUCCUUCUGAGAGGAAACCACGAGUGUGCGAGCAUCAAUAGGGUUUACGGGUUCUUCGACGAGUGUAAACGAAAAUACAACCUCAAGUUGUGGAAGCUGUUUUGCGAAUGCUUCAACUGUAUGCCAGUAGCUGCGAUCAUAGACGAAAAGAUAUUCUGCUGCCACGGCGGGCUCAGCCCGGACCUCAAGAGCAUGGAAACGAUCAGGCAGAUAGGACGACCCACGGAGGUACCAGUGCAAGGUCUUCUCUGCGAUCUCCUUUGGUCCGACCCCUCAGAUAAUGUAGUAGGCUGGGGCGUCUCGCGUGACCGAGGAGUUUCAUUUACGUUCGGGAAAGAAAUCGUCUCCAGAUUUCUUAUUAAGUUUGACCUAGACUUGAUCGCCCGAGCCCACCAAGUCGCUCAGGAUGGCUAUGAGUUUUUUGCAAAUAAACAACUAGUCACCAUCUUCUCCGCCCCCAACUACUGUGGCGAGUUUGAAAACGCCGCAGCCAUCAUGACAGUAGCUGAUGACUUGACAUGUUCUUUUCAAAUUCUAAGACCUCCUAAUUAUAUAAAAUUACCAAAAAUAUCGCUGUCAGCUAAAAAUUCUCUUACAAAGAAACAAUCAUUCUAAUACUAAUUAUAAUGUAACUACCUAUAUACUGUAAGCGGGUUUUGAAUUUCAGAAAA